AGUGAUCACUGUCAAGAGAUCUAAACACAAGAUCCAGACUCUCGUCAACACAAAUAUCCGAACACAGAAAGGCUGCCCUGAAAGGCUGAAAUGAUCUGCCAGCAUUUCUGAGUUUAUUACCCACAACAAAGGGUUCUUUGCCUCUGCCCUCUCUCUCUCGCUCUCUCCCGGUUGGCGCUCAGCCUCAAUGUGCAUCAAGAUUGAUGGCUUUGCACUAGGAAAAGGGUAAAAUUUUGGAUGCAAGAUGUGGGGAGAUCGAUUCUCCUCCAUUACGUUCUUCUGAUCCUUGUUGUGCUGUCUCAUCAUCUUCAUCGCCACCAUUGCCAUCAAGCAUAUCAAUCUGUGAAGAACAAGUGGUGGGUGCAGAAGGAUAAUCAACAGCUGCACCAGCAGCACCGCCAACAUCGUCUUCUUCAUAGUAGUAAUAAGAAUCAUUGUCACCUCGGUCAUCGUCUUACUCUACUUGUCCCGCCCACCCACGUUGACAGGCCCGGCGAGGUCGUCGGAAAAUCCUCGAGCAGGAGAAGGGGCGCAGCCAUGUCUAAGUCACGUGUCUAUGCGGACGUCAACGUCCUCCGUCCGAAGGACUACUGGGACUACGAGUCUCUCACCGUCCAGUGGGGGGAUCAGGACAAUUACGAGGUAGUUCGGAAGGUGGGGAGGGGGAAAUACAGCGAGGUGUUCGAGGGCAUCAAUGUGACCAACUCGGAGAGAUGCAUCAUAAAGAUUCUUAAGCCUGUCAAGAAGAAGAAGAUAAAGAGGGAGAUCAAGAUACUCCAAAAUAUUUGUGGAGGACCAAACAUUGUGAAGCUACUUGAUAUUGUUCGAGAUCAACAAUCAAAAACUCCCAGCUUGGUUUUUGAAUAUGUUAAUAGUACAGACUUCAAAGUUCUAUACCCAACAUUGACUGAUUAUGACAUACGCUAUUAUAUAUAUGAGCUGCUUAAGGCUCUAGAUUAUUGCCAUUCACAAGGAAUAAUGCAUCGAGAUGUCAAGCCUCACAAUGUGAUGAUAGACCAUGAAUUGCGAAAGCUGAGGUUGAUAGACUGGGGACUGGCUGAAUUUUAUCAUCCUGGCAAGGAGUACAAUGUUCGAGUUGCUUCAAGGUACUUCAAGGGCCCUGAACUGUUGGUUGAUUUACAAGAUUAUGAUUACUCUUUGGACAUGUGGAGUCUUGGUUGCAUGUUUGCAGGAAUGAUCUUUCGCAAGGAGCCUUUCUUCUACGGCCAUGAUAACCAUGAUCAACUUGUUAAGAUUGCCAAGGUACUUGGUACAGAUGAAUUAAAUGCUUACCUAAACAAAUACCGGUUGGAGCUUGAUCCACAACUGGAUGCCCUAGUUGGCAGGCAUAGUCGGAAGCCCUGGUCCAAAUAUAUCAAUGCGGACAAUCAACAUUUAGUUUCUCCAGAGGCAAUUGAUUUCCUUGACAAACUUCUUCGGUAUGAUCACCAAGAUAGACUUACAGCACGGGAAGCAAUGGCACACCCGUACUUCCUUCAAGUCAGGGCUGCAGAACAUGGCAGAACUCGCACGCAAUGAUCAUGUUGCUUGGAUAUCCAUUAGUCCUUUUUCUUGUUUGUGCUAUCAUCGUCUCAGUUGUUGAGUCUUUAACUGUUGGUUGUUUUGUUCCCUGAACAUGUGUACCGUGGUCUAUUGAGGUCUAUUAUCAGGAUUUUGACAAUUAAAUCUGUAAUUUCAGUCAUUGUGCAUCAAACAAAUGUUUCACAAGUGUAAGAGAUGUUACUGGAUACAUCUUCAACCAUCUAAUAAAUGUACAUGCUUACGUGCA
This is a messenger RNA of Nymphaea colorata (pocket water lily), 1789 nucleotides long. Its product is annotated as casein kinase II subunit alpha-2-like. Gene Ontology annotation, molecular function: protein serine/threonine kinase activity; ATP binding. The coding region runs from base 238 to 1539 and encodes 433 amino acids. Gene Ontology annotation, biological process: protein phosphorylation. The transcript is spliced from 10 exons. The record is from RefSeq and is a predicted model, not a curated record. NCBI's taxonomy places the organism in Eukaryota, Viridiplantae, Streptophyta, Magnoliopsida, Nymphaeales, Nymphaeaceae. Gene Ontology annotation, cellular component: protein kinase CK2 complex; nucleus; cytosol.